AUGAAAUCAUCAACAAGAUUUCCAAAAAUGAUGCCAUCGUAUAUAGUUGCAUUUGCAGUUCACGAAACUUAUGACGACAUAGCAACUGCCCAACAAAUGAUUUGCAACAAAAGAAGCUUGCAAGGUAGUCAUAGUUCGGGAUCUCCAACAAUGUCGACUAAAACUAUUACUUUAGAUGACAAUUCAAUGAUAAAAUUGGUUGAUCCAAAUCAUUCUGAAAAAAUCAAUGACGUAAAGAUAACUAUAGAUGAUGAAGUAGAGAAUCAAAAAAGUGAUUCCUCAGAAGAUUUAGCUUUACAUUCUGGAGACCGCAAUGAAGACUGCGAUACUGAUAAAGUGUUUGAAAUACAAAACCACAUCAUUGAUAAUCGUAAUAAAGAACAAUCUAAUGAGGAAGAGAUUGUUUAUAUGGAACCAGUCGACCCAGAUUUAGCCAUAAGUAAUCAAAACGGACAUAUUCCAAGAGCAACAAAGAAGAAAAUGGGAAACCGCAAUAAAAUUAAAAAGAUGCCUUUUAAAUAUAAUAAAACAAUUAAAAAUGAAGACAAACGAGUGGUCGUAAAAAUGAAAGACACAUUUUAUACUAAUUCGUUGUCACAUAUUGUAUCUCGUUCUAAAUUAUUGAAAAAAGUUAUUACGAAAGAAAACAUACUUGAUCUCGAGAAUAUAACAUCAUCGGGUCAAGCUAAUACAGAUGAAGAUUCCCUUCAGUCAUCACCAUCAACUAUCAAAACAUCUUUUGAGAGUAACUUUAGUGAAAAUACUCUUAAAAUUGGAAGUUAUAGUUCAUUAAAGAAUGAAAUCAGCCGGUUAGAUAUUAGUAAGUCAAUCGAGAACAUACAGUCAAAAAAUGUGCUGCCAUAUGGCAAAGACGUUGUGAAUGUUUCUGUAGCGGUUACUUAUAAACCAUCACCGGUUAACGAAUGCAAUGAAAAUAUUAGGCCGCUUGCUGAUAAUUUUAUCAAUACUGAAACAUUUAUAUUUCCAUCAAAUAUGAAGAUUUCUGAUUCAACAUCUAGUCAAUGUUUAGAUAAAGAUGAUUAUUUGCAAAAUAAACAAAGUAUUAGCCCUAGUGAUAAAACACUUACCUUGGAACCAAGUUAUUUGAACGAUAAUAAAAUAGUAGGCGAAGAAAGUUCCGAGCUGGGUAAUUUAAUGAUAGACUCAGAUGAUACGUUAACACCGAACUCAGAAAAGUUUAUGUAUUCCGAAAAUCUUCAUCCAAAAACUUCAGCUUUUAAUAAUUCAGACAAAAACUAUGGUAGAAAAGCUCUGUUAAAUACUGUUAUGGGAUUAUUUCCAGAUAUCAAUGCCUCGACAAGUUCAGCUAUUAAUUUCAGCGAUAACUGCACUAACGUCUAUGUAACUGGUGAUUCCAAUAAUUUUUUAAGAAUCACGAAACACGAUACAAAAAUUGACGACAAACAAAAUAACAACAAAACUGCUCUGAAAAAAACAUUUGAAAAUAAUAACGAAUAUAAAAAACUCAAAGAUAUAACGUUACCUAAUGAAUCUGCCAUUCAAACUAUGUUCAAUGAUACUGAUAAAUACUGCUCUGGGGAAGUUGAAAACUACCCUAAAAAUAUAAAUGAACUCUGGGAUAGAUUAGUAUAUGUUGUGGAUAAAGCAGUGAAAAGACUAGAAAAUUCUCUUACCGAAAAGUUAAUUACCGAAAUGAGAAACUCAUUUACUAUUAUAGAGAGUAAUAUUAAUAAUUUUGCUCAAGGAAAUAAUUUAGGAAGCCGUAAUUAUAAUAAAUUUUUUUCGAAUAAAGAGGUGGUUGUAGAACGAGAAAAUAUUUCUCGAAGUCAGAAUUUACAGUGUACUCUAAUUGGGAAUCAAAUAAUCGACAAUAUUAUGUUAAAAUUGAGCUUAGACAAGCAAAAUAUUGAAUUUCCAAAGAUUUCACGUAAAUCAAUGCAGAAACUUAAAGAGCCUAAUAUCUUGGAAGACUAUUUUGAGGUAUUAAAACCGCCUUUACAUGAAGCUAUAGUAAUUGAAACUAAGAAAGAUGAUACUGUUACUCUAUCUCCGGGUCCUUCGGAACUUGAAGCGAGUAGGUCUUUUCGUCGUGCGAAAUCGUUCUUUGUCGUUCCCAUGAAGUUUAUUAGAGAAAAUAUUGUGGUUAUAGCGAGUGUGCCUGCAUUUUUCCUCGGUCUUUUAUGUCUUUACGGUAUUAUUAUUUUGAUAAUGAAAGUGUUGUAA
Diatraea saccharalis (sugarcane borer) is the source of this 2205-nucleotide messenger RNA. The record is from the annotation of a GenBank genome assembly. Lineage: Eukaryota; Metazoa; Arthropoda; Insecta; Lepidoptera; Crambidae.